AUAUUUAAUGUAUUUCCUGAUUUUUCUUUAGGAGAAAAUACUUCUCUUUUGAAUUUCCAAGAAGAAAGACUGGCAUACGAUCUUAACAAUUAUUGGCAAAAUAGACCAUUCCAUGAAAGUAAUUUAACCGAGAUUGUUGGCUCAAGAUCUUCGAAUAACAGUUCGUGUCUUAAAAGCAGCCAGGUAGCUAAAACUACAAGUGAUAAAGAAUAUAAAAAUGUUACAAAGAGUGAGAACAGAAAGACUUUAGUUGAUUAUAACAAUCCUGCAAUAAUGGAAGAUCCUAAUGGCAAGAGUGAUCAGGACUUUGCGAACCACGUUCGCAUUAAGAGAAACGAGCCGACAAACGAUUCGACUGUUUAUCGAAGAAAUCGCUCUACAGAUUCACUUGAGUCUUCGCCACGAAAUUUCUACAGUAGCAACAAUACGAUAAAUGUAUUCGAUAAUUCGAUAUCCAAGUUCGGGGAACCAUAUGUGGACCUAGAUCGUAGAGGUUUGCUUAAUGUUCCUUAUAAAACGAUCGCGGAUACUCCGCAUCCACGACAUAAGAGAGGAGUCUUAUCUAAAACCGGGGAACGUAGGAAACGCGUGAAGGGAAAUAUCGGAAACUCGAGGUAUCAUGUUGGCACUCAAGUUAAAGACAAAAAGCACGACACUUUGAAGUCUUCACGUCUUCAUCAUCGCCAUCGUCGUCUUCUGCUGCCCUUUCCACCGCCCAAAUCUGGAAGUAAUAAUUUGGAUACUGAUAUUGCCAGACUCAACGCUAACGAUGAGAAAGUAGAAAUUGAUCAGAAAGGCAGCGCGUUAUUAACUAGUAAUAGAAGUUUCGAUGAACAACGAGGAGGCAAUACUGUUGCGUUACCCUUCGUGCAUACCGGAAAAGUAGAGUUCCGAGUGCGUAUUAAAAAGAUGCCCACAAAUGAGUCUUUGUGUCUUAAUCCCAACAAUUGGACAGAUUCUGCUAGGAGGACAUCUUAUUUACUCACGUCAAAAGAUGGAAUAAUCGACAAAAUUUUCGACGUUACAAAUUCGAAACUCAUUUCGAAUUUCGAUUCUUCUGAGAGAAAGGAGGCCAAUAAUUUAAUUAUAAAAAGUACACUAAAGAAAGUAGAUUAUGGAAACGUUUCGAGCCAGGCGAUCAAAGAUGAUCAAAGCUUAGAAAACGGAAGAACGGAAGAUCGCACAAAUAAAAUAUCUGCGGAAUCGAUGGACGAGGACACGAAGUUGCGGUCGAAGAGGAAUCAAGAAAUUACAUUUAAAAGUCAUCGAUCAAAUGAUAUAAACGCGACAGGAAAAUCUUUCAAGAAUGUUGCACAAAAGUCAAUUAGGGGCACAAAAUAUGAAAAGACAGGAAACAGAAGGACUCGUAGUGAUCGCGCUGUGCGAUCAAUCGAAGAGAUAAAGGAGCUUGCUGAAAAAUUAAUUAUCAAGGUAAAUGAGUUACAAGUGUACGUGAGCAAUCACAAUGAAACUUUAUACACGGAUUCGUGUAUUGGAAAAAAUGCAGGCAGCAUAGCUGUCGAAGAAUCACCAAGGAUCUCUUUGGAGAAAGGAGUUUCGAAUUUCAAAUCUAAAAUUGCCGGUAGCACUGAUGAUCGCCUGUAUCCGCACAAUGAACAAGCAACUCUGAUUGGGCAAAGAGCGUCACGAAUGUCUUCCGGCGCCUCGAGAUUUGCGCGAGGACACCGAACGAGGAGAAGAUCGCGUCGCAAAUGGGGUAGAUGGAUGGAUUGGAGCAGUUGCAGUGUUACCUGCGGUAAGGGGCGGCAAAUCAGGUGGAGGCACUGUCUGCGCGAUUGCCAUGACGCAGAAACCGAGAUGGAAGAGAAAACGUGCCAAUUACCGGCUUGUCCUCCGGGAAAAUUCCUUGGAAUAUUUUAAAAUAUCUAUUUCGCUGAAUGGAAUAUAAUUAAAAAAUAUAAUUUAUAUAAAUUAUAUAAAAAAGG
Ooceraea biroi (clonal raider ant) is the source of this 1946-nucleotide messenger RNA. RefSeq lists its product as uncharacterized. The record is from RefSeq and is a predicted model, not a curated record. NCBI's taxonomy places the organism in Eukaryota, Metazoa, Arthropoda, Insecta, Hymenoptera, Formicidae.